Messenger RNA from Hyaloscypha bicolor E, 2658 nucleotides. RefSeq names its product heme-dependent catalase. The coding region runs from base 1 to 2181 and encodes 726 amino acids. The record is from RefSeq and is a predicted model, not a curated record. Lineage: Eukaryota; Fungi; Ascomycota; Leotiomycetes; Helotiales; Hyaloscyphaceae. The transcript has 6 exons. Gene Ontology annotation, cellular component: cytosol. Gene Ontology annotation, molecular function: heme binding; catalase activity. Gene Ontology annotation, biological process: hydrogen peroxide catabolic process; response to oxidative stress.
AUGCGAUCAUUUCUGUACUUUUCGACCCUUCUUGGCACAGCCGUAGCUGCGGGUUGCCCGUACAUGAGCGGUGAACUUGGCGCUCGAGGUGAAGACUUGGGCAAGCGUCAAGUCGCGACUUCCAUUGAAGAGACAACGAUAUCUACUCAAGAGUUCCUCGCACCAUUUGAACUGAACGAUACCGAUGUCUAUAUGACAACCGACUCUGGGACACCAAUUGACGAGGCGGUCAGUUUGAAGGCAGGCCUACGCGGGCCAACUUUACUGGAGGACUUCAUCUUUAGGCAGAAGCUUCAGCGAUUUGACCAUGAACGUAUCCCUGAGCGUCCAGUACAUGCACGAGGUGCUGGAGCCUACGGUGUCUUCACAAGCUAUGGCAAUUUCAGCAACAUUACAGCUGCAUCAUUCUUGUCCCAAGCAGGCAAACAAACGCCAAUGUUCACUCGAAUGUCCACAGUUAUUGGUGAACGGGGUAGUACAGAUUCCGCCAGAGAUGUUCACGGUCUUGCGACCAGAUUUUAUACUGACGAAGGAAACUUUGACAUUGUUGGAAUCAAUGUUCCAAUUUUCUUCAUUAACGACGCCAUACUUUUCCCUGACCUCAUUCAUGCUUUGAAGCCCCAGCCAAAUAACCAAAUCCCGCAGGCCGCUACAGCCCACGAUACGGCCUACGAUUUCUUCAGUCAAGAGACUAGCGCAUUGAACUUGGUCAUGAUGGUCAUGGCUGGCUAUGGCAUUCCUCGAUCUUACCGCCACAUGGAUGGCUGGGGAGUGCAUACGUAUCGUCUCGUCACGAACGAGGGGGCUACAAAAUUAGUCAAAUGGAAUUGGAAAUCAUUACAAGGAAAGGCAAGCUUCUUAUGGGAAGAAGCUCAGGCUGUAGGUGGCAAGAAUUCUGAUUUCCAUCGCCAAGACAUGUGGAACGCGAUUGAGGCAGGCAUUUAUCCGGAAUGGGAGCUCGGUGUUCAAAUCUUUGAUGAGGAUCAGCAGCUUGCUUUUGGCUUCGAUGUUCUAGAUGACACUAAAUUUAUCCCGGAGGAGAUUGUCCCAAUUACUCCACUUGGGGUGAUGACAUUGAAUGCGAAUCCGCAGAAUUACUUUGCUGAGACUGAGCAAAUAGGGUUCCAACCUGGACACAUUGUUCGCGGUAUCGACUUCUCUGAUGACCCAGUCCUUCAAGGACGUCUCUACUCGUACCUAGAUGCCCAGCUUAACCGAUAUGGAGGUCCAAACUUUGAGCAGGCUCCCGUGAACAGGCCAAGAGUACCUAUCCACAAUAACAACCGUGAUGGUAAGGCACAAGCGUACAUCCCCACCAACAUUGCGGCCUACUCGCCCAACACACUCAACUUCGGAUCUCCUAUGGAAGCGAAUCAAACUACUGGAAAGGGGUUCUUCACUGCUCCCCGCUACGUAUCUGGAGAACUCACUCGUGAGCUUUCUCCCACAUUUGCAGACCACUGGACUCAGCCACGUUUGGUUUGGAACUCGCUUUCGCCAGCAGAACAACAAAUUGCCGUCAACGCCCUCCGAUUUGAAACAUCGCACGUUGUAUCCACGACGGUCAGACAGAAUUUUAUCAAUCAAUUGAAUCUGAUUGACAAUGACUUGGCUGUGCGGGUGGCACAAGUCCUUGUCGACGUGACAGUCCCUCCACCAGACGCCACCUACUACCAUAACAACAAGACCUCAUACAUCUCCAUCUUCAACAACUCACUGCCGACUAUACAAGGUCUCAAUUUCGGUAUCCUGGCAUCAAUUUACUCAAACCAAUCCAUGUCCCAAGCAGCAACACUUAGUCGGCAAUUCGCCAACCUGGGCCUCUUCGUCAGCGUCGUAGCCGAAACCCUUGUCCCAGGUGUGAACCUCACAUACUCCGCCGCCGACGCCAUCGACUUCGACGGCCUUCUCGUCACUCCAGGCUCGGAAAGUAUUUUCAUCAACGGAACAUCUCCGCUCUAUCCACUUGGUCGUCCACUCCAGAUCGUGCAAAAUGCGUACGACUUUGGAAAGCCGGUGGGGGCUCUGGGCAGUGCCAGCACCGUCUUUCGAACCGCCAACAUUCUCGAGGGUCCGGGAGUCUACUUCAAUAAUAGCACUGCCACGCUACUCACUGACUUCGAGGCUGGAUUGAAGACGUUCAAGUUUCUUGGACGGUUCCCAUUGGACCCUGGUUACUAACAGCUGAGAACGGUUACGACUAUUUGGAGCGGGUGAGACGAUGGCUCGGCCAAUAUUAUGUAUGAUAGCGGUAUUAUAAUUACAUCAUAUAUAGCCUUCAACUCUACCCGAUUUUUUGCAACUUUUGCUGGGAGUAUUCUGCCUCGUAAUGUGUCCGACACCUCGGCGGUAGAGUUGAUGAGGUCGGUGUCCUCAAGUAUUCAAUUGUCGAUGACUUCGUCAUUUGGUGUAGCGGAUGGAUUCGCUUGGCCAUUUCCGGCGAAGUCGCGGCUGUAAAUGCGAUGAUGUUCAUGCACAGCUAGAUACAGUCUCAAUCAGAUACAGGUGAUGAUCAGGGUCAGCCGUCGCGCCUGAUCCCCAAAGCCCAAUGGUACCGGUAAGGAACGAGUGCCAGAGAUGACUUGCACGGGACUGCUUGCAGUAGACAGGAUGUAGUCUAAAGGUAACACAGUAGAUGAAGAUUUCAAGACAUCCAGC